AUGGCACCAAUCGCAAUUGAGCCAGAGACGAACGGCGGCCAUGCCAUUGGCACAAACGGCAGUCUGAACGCCAAAGCAACCUCUUUCGAGCCUCUGCACCCAUCCUCAGGCUACCAUGCCGCCUCCUCGAGCCAGGCCAUGUCCUCAGAGUCUGCCUACGCCGCACACAACUACCACCCGCUCCCGAUCGUCUUCUCCAAGGCAAAGGGCUCGUCCGUGUGGGAUCCAGAGGGCAAGCACUACCUCGACUUCCUCUCUGCAUACUCAGCAGUGAACCAAGGACAUUGCCACCCGAAGCUCAUCCAGGCACUGACCGACCAGGCCUCUCGGCUUACACUUUCCAGCCGAGCAUUCUACAACGAUGUCUUCCCGGUAUUCGCGGAGAAGAUUACAACCAUGAUGGGCUUCGACAUGGUUCUGCCCAUGAACACAGGAGCAGAGGCAGUGGAGACUGCUGUCAAGAUCGCGAGAAAGUGGGGAUACAAGGUGAAGGGCAUACCACAGGACAAGGCACUUGUGUUUGGCGUGCAGGAGAACUUCCAUGGCAGGACAUUCGCUGCGAUUACACUGUCGUCCGACCCAGAAAGCCGAGACAACUACGGUCCGUACCUUCCAAACAUUGGCGCUGUGUGCCCAUCCUCCGGCAAACCAAUUCCCUUCGGCGAUGUCAAGGCUCUUGAGGAGGCCCUUGAGAAGCACGGCAAAGAGACGGCAGCAUUCUUGGUCGAGCCAAUACAAGGAGAGGCAGGCAUCGUGGUACCGCACGAAGACUACUUGCGGAAGGCGCGCGAGCUCUGCACGAAGCACAAUGUCCUGCUGAUCUGCGACGAGAUCCAGACGGGUAUCGCACGCACGGGCAAGAUGCUCUGCCACGAGUGGAGUGGCAUCAAGCCAGACCUUGUCCUUCUUGGCAAGGCCAUCUCGGGUGGCAUGUACCCAGUAUCCUGCGUUCUUGGUUCGAAGGAAGUCAUGCUCACAAUCGAGCCUGGUACGCACGGCAGCACAUACGGUGGUAACCCACUUGGUAGCGCAGUGGCGAUCAAGGCCCUCGAGAUUAUAGAAGAAGAGAACCUCGUCCAGCGUGCUCAAGAACUGGGCGAAGUCUUCCGCAACGGCCUUCGCGAUAUCCAGACGAGAGAUCCUAUGAUCGAGACCAUCCGUGGCAAGGGUCUCCUGAACGCUAUUGUGAUCGAUGAGUCCAAGACUGGUGGACACAGCGCUUGGGACUUGUGUAUGCUCAUGAAGGAGAAGGGACUUCUUGCCAAGCCGACACACCAGAACAUCAUCCGAUUGGCACCACCACUCGUCAUCAGCGAAGACGAGAUCAAGAGUGCUCUGAGCAUCAUCGAGGCGGCAGUGAAGGAGCUCCCCACGUUGAAGGGCGAGAAGGAACAGAAAGUUAUUCCACCUGGUGAGAAGAACGUGCACAUCGGCGUCGACAACUGA
This is a messenger RNA of Fulvia fulva, 1446 nucleotides long. RefSeq names its product Ornithine aminotransferase. Gene Ontology annotation, cellular component: cytoplasm. Lineage: Eukaryota; Fungi; Ascomycota; Dothideomycetes; Mycosphaerellales; Mycosphaerellaceae. The record is from RefSeq and is a predicted model, not a curated record. Gene Ontology annotation, molecular function: pyridoxal phosphate binding; L-ornithine transaminase activity; identical protein binding. The transcript has a single exon. The coding region runs from base 1 to 1446 and encodes 481 amino acids.